UCGGUGACGACAACGCAGCCCUUGUUCAUCGCCGCCUUGCAAAAGUCAAGGUGCGAUAACUACUCCGCGUUGUACGCGAUACUGUGUGCAGGGCUUAUUUGACCCUGCUGCUGCUUUGGCCAUAGCGUAUCAGAGCACUCAGUAGCGAUAAGGUCGAUUGAAAACGCUAGUGCGCUCUCGCUCGAACUUAGGAUUCGUGCCUGAAGACACAGCCAUGCCGGAUCACGGACAAGGACGGGUGCACAGUUUUCGAGACCAUGUUGUCGCCGGCGUCAACUGGCGACCGACGCGGUUCGUCGACGAGGUACCAAAUUCACGUGUAUGCGGCCUCUGCUGCAUGAUCCCAAAACGAACGGUGCUGUUGCCAUGCGGUCACGCCCUGUGCGAAUCUUGCCACGCAGCCAGUCUCGACGGGGGCUCUGGCCAGUGUCCAUUGGAUCAAGUGCAAUUCGAAGAAGCGGAGGGCGUUGGGUACGAAUUUCCUACAAGGAUAGCGAAUACUAUGAAGGUGUACUGCUGGAACGAAGAGCACGGCUGCGAGUACACGGGGACCAUGGAUCGUAUGCUGCAACACUACGAGAACGAAUGCGCAUUUCACACCGUGGAAUGUUUGCGGUGCGGCGAGGGAGUCCAGCACAGAGACCUGCCAAGGCACUACGUGGCCGGAUGCAUUGCACGUCUUCCUUCCGCGAUCACAGAGUGCCCGUCCUCGCAACGUACAGCUCUGCGCCUUGAAAACGUGAAUGCUAUGAAAAAUCUAAAGGCGAUGUUGGGCGAUCUCAUCCACGACCAGCUGAUACCAGUGAUGCAGAGUCAGUUGAAUGAGCUUACAGAACAAGUCAGAAGCCAGGAAACCAGAUUCGCUGGGAUCACUCGUCAGAUCGGAGUAUCUGAGCGUAAUUUAAAGGGUGACAUGGCUCAAAUCGCAGCCACGAUCUCAUCGGCCGUGUCGCACCAGCGGACGUCUCUGCAAAAUCCGGAGGGGGAAGCCAGCACGUCAUCGUCGUUGUCGUUGCGCUCGGAAAAGGCACUGGUUCUUCGAAAGUUGGAAUACUUAGCCGAGGCGUCGUUCAAUGCUCUGGAACAAUCGCGGCAAACGUCCCCGAUGCCUAAUUCCAGCCGUGUCAUUGCUUAUUGUAGGACUGCCCUCGGUGGUGCUCGGCAUUUAUAUAGUGCGCUGUCAACCACACCCACGUGGAUUGAAAAAAUUGGGACCGUGAGUUAUGAUCUGACCUUGGAAAACUGUGAGGAAAUCAUUCAGUAUCAAGGGGGACUCAGGAAAAAGUUUGCUGAGAUUACGGUGUGGCACAUGAGAGACACGUUCUUUACGGUUGCCGUCUUGAAGGGCUUAGGUAUUUCUGCACCUGCUCUCUUUGUGGAGAUCGAGUUUAACGGGAUGCUGGUGGACUCUAGGUGUUGGCCGCCUUUUUGGCACGUGAGCGUGUGGGAUAAUGUAGUGGGCUUGUUUCGUUCCUUGACUUCCCAGGCCACGCCUUGUUUAUGCCACCAUUACCAUAGGUCAUUGCAACACUUUCACCUCCAGUUUCGUAUAGAAAUUGCCACGCUCAAAAAGGCGGGUUUCCUCCUGGACGGAAAGAUAAAUUUCGCUAUUCAUCUCAUCGAUAAAGACAGAGACGGUGGUAUCAAAGGAGCACCCUAACGUUCGUCCUCGCAGAAUGUGUACUGCAUGGCUGGAUCGUCCUUGCCAGUUCCCAUGUGUGUGACAUGAGCUUAGCGAACUUUUGGUGCCCUUUCUCCUAAAUGAAAUGGGCUCUGCUAAUUUUGUUUUUAAUUUGCUAUUCUUGUGCUAACUCAAGUACUGCGCGUUGCCUUGUAUCUGAAAUGCCCCAAAAAAGUUAACGUUCCGAGUGUUCAGGCUUUCGCUUAUGACUUCAAACAGUAUUUUCGGCAAGGUCAUUGUACUCCGUCGUAGAUGAGCGGUUUAUUAAAAACUCUAAUAACACACGUAAUCAGACCAUGUACUGCAACAGCAGCUCAAUUGCUCAGAUGUUUGGUGUUUCAGCAGAUGAAGUCUUGAACAAGAAAUCGCUUGUUUCGAUGCUGCUGAGUUGGGAUGCGGCUUACACCAGAAUAGAAUUGAUGAUGCUUACGAAACUGCGUCCUGACAUCAGAGUGACGGAUCCGCGUAUUUCUACGGGCACGUCUACCCAAAGACCCGAGCAGACCUAAAAAAACUGCUGAUCUUUACGAGAGAACACGUGGCGACUGAAGUAUAUGAGUUUAUUUUCUACUGCUUGCUUGACACUCUGAUGAACCGAUAAAAAACCCUCAGAUGGGUCUUUUUUUCGUCGCUGCUUUUUAAGGCCUAUAAUUGACUUUGGUGCUCUUCUUACGUGUCCUGCGUUAAACUCGCGGUGUCCAAUUUUAUUUUACUCUUUUUAGUUACAGCAGUAAAGUAUCGACCUCCUGACUGCAGAAGCACCUUUGUUUCAUUUUUGAAACAUUAGUUAAAGAAUCUGUGCAAUAACGCCAGUUAUUGGAGCUUUGUCUUAACUGUAGUUCGGCGGUGCUGCAGAAAAUAUGAGGCAUUCGGAUUAAUACUUAACUCCGGCUUGAUUCUGCGGUGCACUGAAAAGAAUCUACACUUGCGUUUAAGCGUUUCUCCACGGUUGUAAAGAUACCACCAAUUUUUAUAAUAAAAUUCUAGGCCUGUUUCUCAUCACAUGAAGGGCCGCCCUGGUGUGUCUGGUGGUCUACACAGUAAACAAACGCCAUGAAAAGGCAGCAGCAGCAGCAACGUCUUAAAGGCAUCAGAGUGUUCACGCUAAUUUCAAUCGUAAGCAUCUGGGCGUGUCUAAAUACCUUAAGAAACGCGAAAAGCGACAGUUUGCGACUUGCAGGUGGUUGCGGAGCUAAAUAAGCGGUGUCGCUUCCUUCAAAAUACCUUUCCUAUUUCACGUGUAGCGGUAAGCAAACAAGAAAUCAUGCCACAGUUUUCGUCUUUCGCUCCAUACGGGUGAAGCGCUAAAAGAUACCUUCACGGCAGCAUUUCAAACUGGCAACACAUGCAUGGAAGCAUUGUGCCCGAGUUUUCCUACCCAUCGAAAGCACUAGGGCCCUGUAACAGCCGGUACUCUGUUAGAAUCUGUUACAGUUAAAUUUUAGAGCGGUCUGGUGGCUGUUUCAUUAGGGAUGUGUAUUAAACAUGUUAUCACGUUUUCAACUGGCAUUCUUUGCUAUCUUUCAUCAUUAUUGUGCACAAGACAAGCUGUACUCAGAGAUAGCUGCCCCACAGGCUGCGGUACAGCACCAAGGCGUCAGCAGCGCACAUGUACAAAGGCUCAGCUGACAUCCAAGGCUGAGCCGUUAUAACGUCAAGAGAGAAACAAAAGUUAUGAAUAACAGGUUAACAGGAACACGCAUGUAAACCGUUGUCUAUUCAAAGGAGAUAUACGCAAGCCAAAUAUUAUUCGAUAAUCUUUCGCCAUUACGUUUCAAAGGA
Dermacentor andersoni is the source of this 3463-nucleotide messenger RNA. RefSeq lists its product as uncharacterized. Gene Ontology annotation, biological process: regulation of canonical NF-kappaB signal transduction. The record is from RefSeq and is a predicted model, not a curated record. NCBI's taxonomy places the organism in Eukaryota, Metazoa, Arthropoda, Arachnida, Ixodida, Ixodidae. Gene Ontology annotation, cellular component: cytoplasmic side of plasma membrane; plasma membrane signaling receptor complex. Gene Ontology annotation, molecular function: tumor necrosis factor receptor binding.